AUUUUACAUAGAAAAGAAAUAAAUUCUAAUACAAUUUUACUAAAUAAAAAUUUUUUUGUGUGUUGAAUUGUGAACCAUGUUAAUCAAGUUAUUUUAUUCUAUUUGUUAUACUUUGUGGAUUUUAACUUCAAAAUGCUUUACAAGUUGUAAAAUAAGACCAAAAAUAUAUGAAAAAUAUUUGUCAGAAGUAAUGGAUCAUAUAAGUAAACAAGUUGGAUGGGAUUUUAUGCAGCAUUUGGAAGUUAAGUACGACUCUUCUACAGAGAUAAGUUUUAAUAUUAAAGAUGUUAUUUGUAAAGGGAGUAGUAUAACACUACCAAAAAAAUUCGAUGCUAUAAUUCAUACAUUGAAUUAUUUGUACGCAGAGGUCAUCAAAACAUUUAUUGAUCAUAUUCACACUAUAACUAACCGAUGUCAAGAAUAUUAUGACUGUAACCAGGGAGAUAAUUUAUUACGUUGUACAUUUUUACUUCAGAGUGUUAUAGAAAAUUCGAAAAUGAUGUUUGAACAGUUAUACAAAGUAAUGGACUAUUUUAGCAACAUAGAUUUUAAAUUAUUAGCGAAAUGGAAAAAAACAUUUUCAGUGCCUAUAGUAGAUGAAAUUUAUACUUUUGUAGAAUAUGCAACAUUAAAAAGUCAACAAAAUACACUGAUUUAUAUCGAUCUAAACGAUCCAAACACAAAAAAAGAAGCUCAUGAGAUUAUUUUAGGUGUUAAAAGUUUUGUUGAAGGAAAAGGUCAAGAGAUCUACCAAAAUAUUAAGAAAAAAAAUAAUUCAGUUGUUCACAAUCGUAAUCCUAAGUGCUUUCUUGAAGAGAAUUUACAACACUAUAAAACACAACAAAAUAAAAACAUUGAUUUGAGUCAUUAUUUAAGUGAAUGGCUUAAAAUAUAUUACAAUGAAAUUUCUACACAUUUAUACGAAAAUCUUGGCUUUGAACAAGUCUUAGAAUUAAAUGAGGAAAGUAUCACACCUCCAAUUCAUUUAUACGAAAAUAUUAGUCAAAAGCAGGGAAUCAAACUAAUAAACGAAAUUACUAAAGGAAGUGGAUGGAAAUCAUUGAAAAAUAUUAAUAUUGUAUAUAAUGAUCAAGUUAUAAGCGUAGACCGUAUUCAUAGACACCCAGCAGAUAAACUAAAUUAUCAUUGUAAAAAACAACAUAUAUUAAGAUUGGUCAAGUGUAUUUAUACAGAAAUACUGUUUAAGUAUUGCAAUUAUGUAAUUUUCGUAUUAGAUUUUUGCGAAACCAAAAAUGUAAAUAUUUAUGGGGUAAUAUAUACAGAUUUAGUGCGACAAAUUUUUGAUACAGUUCAUAAGACAACUACAAUGUUUGAUAUAAUGUAUAAAACAUUGGUUUCUUUAAAUAAACGAAUAGGAGAAUACUUUCAUGACAACGGCAAUUCAAAUUUAAAAUCUUUGUGUAGUUCAAUAACAAUAUUACUUGAGGAAAUAAAUUCUGGAAAUUAUUCACUGGAUAUUUUGGAUAGUAAAAAUUAUAUCAGUAAAAAGGAAAUAAUGAUAUAUUGCGCAAGAACUUACGUACAAAAUUUCGCAGAAUUUCUAAAAUAUAACAAAAUGAAAAACCGUUCAUUAAAGAAAACUAUUGAAAAGCAGUGUCCAUUACGAAAUUUAGUGUUAAAUAUUGACAUACCUGAGUCAAUUAAUACCAACAAUUUUUCAUCUGUUUGUAACGAACUUGUUGAAUUUUCUAAAAAAUUUAUAAAAGUUUACUAUGAAGAGUUGGGUUUAAAUAAAUUAAAUUAAUUUAUUUAUCAAUUUUUUUUACAACCAUCUCAACCAUAUGCAAUGUGCUAUAAUCUUCAUUUGUAUGAUCUACAAACCACUUAUAAUAUUUUAAAUGUAUUUUUAAUAUUAAAUAAUCAGUUUAGCAAUAAGAUAGUAAACAUUUAAUUAUUAAAAUGAGUAUAAUUCAAAAUGGGUCAAUAGUAAAAUGUAAUAGGUAAACGGUUGACAUUUGGUGUUGAGGUCAUCUUAAUAAUAUAAUAAUAUAUCAAUUUUAAGACCAUCUUUGGUAUUAACAAUAUUAAUAACAUUGUGUUAUUGGCUAUAAUGUGUUACCAUAAUAUAAUAAUUAAAGUAAAACUAAUU
This is a messenger RNA of Daktulosphaira vitifoliae (grape phylloxera), 2110 nucleotides long. RefSeq lists its product as uncharacterized. Lineage: Eukaryota; Metazoa; Arthropoda; Insecta; Hemiptera; Phylloxeridae. Bases 77 to 1765 code for a protein of 562 amino acids. The record is from RefSeq and is a predicted model, not a curated record. The transcript is spliced from 2 exons.